Molecule: messenger RNA, 7371 nt
Organism: Dimorphilus gyrociliatus
Lineage: Eukaryota; Metazoa; Annelida; Polychaeta; Dinophilidae
Source: the annotation of a GenBank genome assembly
AGUCACGUGAUAUUUCUGCAUAAUGAGGACAGAAAAGGCUUAGUCUCGAAAAUGCCACUCUUAGCUAUCGUCUUUAAAAGGCAAGCUCUUUUUCUCGAUUAUUGUAAUAGUUUAUUCUCUUCUAUAUUUUCUGAAGAGAUAUGCUACCUACAGUAGAUAUUUAAAUAAAUGCAAUCGCCUUAAAAAUACGACUGUCAGAGCGGAAGUAUCGCCAUUUUUGUAUUUACUGCGCAUGCCCGAGUAGCGGUCUGUGCGCAAAAGGGGAAUGUUUCAUCAAUCAAAAGUAUGAUUACACUUUUUAAUCAAAAUAUAUAUGAUUAUCCUUAAAUUUAAGUUUGAAAAACUAUUUAUUUUUAUAAAAACUUUUUUAAUAAUUCUUUAUGAGCUAAAUUAUUUUUUUUAAAAAAGCAUUAAGUAUAAAAAUUUUUUUUACUGAAAUUAUGCCCAAAGAGUUGUUUUGUCGGCCAUGAUCGUCUGUUUCCGAAUGCGCUGUGUUACAUUGUGUGAAGUGGUAGUUUUUAAUGAAAUGCUCGAAAUCUACGGACAUUUGAUCUGUUAGAAUUAUUCGUUUAUGUGAUUCUACAUUCCUGCUCUUACUUCUAAAGCUGACAAUAUGUAUGAUCCUGCCUAUCUUUCAGUAGGAACUGAAGUAAGUGCAAAAUAUCGAGGCGCUUUUUGCGAGGCACGAGUAAAGAAAGUUGUGAAACAUGUUAAAUGCAAGGUGACGUUGGUAGACCAAACGCAACAGUCAUUUUUUCUAAGUGAUGAAGAUAUACAAGGGCAUAUUAAGCUAAACAACAAAGUGAAGGUAAAAAGAUCAGAUAGCGACGAAUGGUCACAAGCUAUCAUCAAUAAAAUUAUUGAUUCAAGUACCUACACCGUUGAGUUUAAUGAUGGAGACGAAAAUACUCUAAAACGGACACAAAUAUGUCCCAAAGGCGACAAGCAUUUCGACAAAAGCGAGACUCUAGAUAAUUUACCGUUAUCUCAUCCUGAGCAUUUUGGUAUUCCUGUCAAAGGCAAGGACAGCUCAAAGAGAAAGAAGAAUAUCAAUGAAUCUGAUGAAAGUGAUUCGGAGAAUGAUGAAGGACCUGAAAAGAAAAGAGUUUUCAAAGGAAAAGCAUCUGAUUCCAUCGGUCUUCUCGUAUUAGCAGAUGUUGGUGAACGUAAAAAACAAACAGCCCCAUGUUUAAUAGUAAAGUUGACCGCAAGUGAGAUUCCCGUUAGAGCAAAGGAUCAAGUCCUUGUAAAAAGCUUUAGAGAUAACAAAUUCUAUGCUGUGUCUAAGAAGGAUAUGAAGGAGUUUGACAAAGAGGAUGCCAAAAGAUAUGAUGAUAAAAUGCUGAGAACAAGUAUAGAGAAAGCAUUAACAUACUUGGACACCCGUGAGUUACCUUCCAAUUGGCCAAAGAACUUAUUAGCGGAUGAAGACCCUACAAACGAUACUGAAAUAGACGAUGAAGAUUCUGAGGAUGAGAAGUCCAGUUUAGAGAGAGAUAAUUUUAUAGCUCAUAUAUACAAGUUUAACGAAGAAAAUGGAAGUCCAAUCAGUAAAACACCGACUGUUGUCAAUAAGGAACUGGACUUAUUUAAGUUCUCUCAAUUGGUUCGUCAGCAAGGUGGAUUCAACAAUGUUACAAAAACUAAUAAAUGGAAACAUAUAUACUCACGGAUGGGAUUACCUCCUUUCAACGGGGGUGUAACGCAACUGAGAAAAGUUUAUAAACGUUAUCUUCUGAGUUAUGAGGACUUUGGCAGAAAAUAUGAGGCAAUUGAGUGUCGAUCAUCAGGUCGUACUCGCGCAACAACAGCCAGAAUGGCUAUAUCACAAAAAGAGAAAUCAAAAACAAUUGAAGAUAGUGACAAUGACGAUAAGUCAUUUACAAAAGAGGGAGAAUCAACAAGCAAUAAUGAUAAACCUAAAUCUGGAGUAGGAAAUGACCCUAGAAGUGAAAAAUCCAUUAUUCUUGAACCUGAUGAAAGCAAGUUGAAAAGGAGACUUGGUUUAAAAGAGGAGGAUAACAUUCGUAAGCCACGCGUUUCUAACUCUAGGGAUGAUACCCCUGGGAGGAUUAUGGUUAUGCGUGAAAAAGGAGGAAGAGAUGAUUCUAAAAAACCUUUUGGAAAUAGAAAAGAAGAUGAUGAUAAAAGAAAGCGUCCUCAAAGAACUAGAAACACUAAAGACGACGAGGAGGAAUCAAAAUUGGACAAAAGAAAAAAAUCUAAUGAUUUGAAAUCAGAUGCGACGUCAAACUUUGAUUCAUCUGAACAAGAUAUCGACAUAUCGAGUUCUGAAAGUGCAACACCAAAAGGAAAUAAUUUACCUGAUGUUAUACCUAUUAAUUCUCGAUUAUUAGUGAGAUACGGACGGGGACGAACCCUUAAAGCUUAUGAUGCAAAAGUAAUUAGCACGGAGGAGCAAAAUGAUGAAACUUUCUAUCUGGUCCAUUAUGCUGGAUGGAACAACAGGUAUGAUGAGUGGGUUGGAAGAGAAAAAAUUGUACAAAUGCUAGAAGAGGGCGAUGGAAAGUAUCAAAUGAAAAAUACACGUCCCUUUGUAUCACCAAGAAAUAAAAAUGCUGUUGUGGAAAAAGCACUUCCUGGAAGGAAAAAGCUGCUCUGUAACUCGGCUGAGGGUAAAUUUAAGACAAAAGCUGGGGUAAAAUCAAAUACUCAGACUAAGGCUGGUCGAUUAACUCGAUCCUCCAGCAUGGAAACGGCUCAGCUUCCCCCACCCCCUCGAAAAGGCAGAGCCCGCAAAACUUCAAGUGUUGCUGAUAAUGACAGUCAGACGUCAGAUGUCAAAAGUACAGACGAUUCGUUUCAAACUGAAGAUCCACUAGCGAAUGAAGUCACUGAAGAUGAAACAAUAUCUAUAAAAGACGAGAAAGUUGCAGAGGAACCUCCUAUAUUAGUCGAAGUUAAAACCGAACAAGCAAUGAGCAUAGUUGAAAAAGAAUCUCCUGAGGUUGAAGUUAAACAGGAAGUGAACAAAGAAGUAGUUGAAGCAAAAGUAGCUGUCGAAUUACCAGUAAAAUCUCCAGGACGAGGUAGACCUCGUUCCUCAACCAAGUCUCCGAAAAAUGCCUCUGUAAAAUCCCGCAAUCUAAAAGCUGAGCGUGAAGAACAAAAAGAAAAGGAAGAACCACCGAAAGAAAGUGUUAAGCCGAAAGAAAGUGUUAAGCCGAAAGAAAGUGUCAAACCGAAAGAACAGCCUGUUGUAGUUGAACCAGAACUCAAAGAGGAAACUGAAGAAAAAAAGAAGCUGGAAGAAAAUGUACCUGAAGUUACAUUAACAGCUAAAGUUGAGGAAAUGAAAGAGAUAGAACAAAAAGAAGAAACGACUGAAUGUGUUAAGCCCGAGGAAACUGAAGAAGUUAAAGAUGAUAAGGAGCCAGCUAUCGUUGGAGAUGUAGACUUGACUUGUAAUGAAAUUGGGGCAAUAGAGAAGAUGGAAGCUCUGGCCUCUCAAGAAGAAGAACGAAAGGAGACAGAGUGUCGAUUACUUGAAUCUGUAGGUGAUGCUGCCGCAGCUGAAACAGACACCAAAAAUGCAAAGAAAAUUAAAAAAGCAAAGAAAGUGGACAAAGUGAAAGUUUUUAACGAUGACGAAAAGAAAAAGAAAAGUAAGAAAGAUAAAGACGAUGCCAGUGCAUUUACUCCGCCAUAUACUCCCCCUGAAGAUAUGGCAAAAAAUAAAAGUGCUUCUUCUUCACCAUCAGCACAAGGUGAUGAAGUAGGAGGAAAUCCUUCACCGAUUAGCAAUGGAAAUUUAACUGCAGACAAUGUGUCUGUUGCAUCGACCUCCCGUCCCACAGAGCAAGUUACUCAGGUACCUGUAUCCGCUCCUGUCAAGAAAAGAAGACCCAGGUUACGGGGUCGCAGAUCAGCACGCCACAAUAGCGACAGCGAUGAUAACCUCAAAAGUCCAAAUUUCCAUUCCCCAUCCAAAUCUAUUCCUACAUUAAUUCACGUUGAUCCUCAGCAAAUGGAACUAACUUUGAAAAAGUAUAAUUUGUCUUUCGACGAAGGCGAGCAAUUAGAUGGAGACAAUAAGAUUGCUUUCUUACAAAGGAAAAUGCAAGAAAUUCGCACCAUUUAUAUGCAGUUAAAAAGCGACUUAUCUUGUUUAGACAGGAGAAUUCUUCUUAAUCGUUAUAAUAUUAUAUGCCAAAGGGAAAAGUUUUUAAAUACUGAAGAAUACUUCAAUUUUGUUGAAGAAAUAAUGAACGAUAUUGGUUGUAUAAAUAUUGGCUUGGAAGAGAAAGAAGCUUUAUCUCAACUUUUACUCAAGCUACUACUUUUAACUUGUUCUAAGAUGUCUAAUUCAUUAUUUCAUGACAAAUGCAGAAAUUCUCAUAGACUUCUUGAUCGACUUACUCAAAAUAUUUAUCGUUUAUAUUUACAUCCCGAAGUUUUCAGUGAUAGGAAUUAUAUUCGAAAAAAUCUGAAAGCAUAUGAGGAUAAUGAUGAAUUUUUUUCGAAACUUGGAUACUCAUCUUUAAGUAAGACAAUAUACUGUAUUCUAAAAGAGCCUUGGAGUUUAUACAAGAAACUUUUAAACCCCGAAAUCAAUACAUUUCCAUACAGAGUAUACUUAUUUAACAACUGCGAAAGUGAGGAUUUAAUUCGCUGUCGAAUUCGCCUUUUGAUUGAGGCGAGGCAACAUAACCUUGUCUUAUUCGUCUUAAAUUCCUGGCUACAGUUUGAAUCAGUUCGCUAUAAUUCAGAGUUAAGAUGUUAUGCAAUAGUAAAUGCCUAUCUAUAUGGUGAUAUUGGGGCUCUAAAUGAAUAUGGCAAAGCAAAAGAAAACUUUGGAAUUAUUUUGAAAUGCGUUAUGUUUUCACUUGCAAAAGUUUUUUAUUUUGCUGAAGAAGACAAGGAAAGUGAUUUACUUGAAACUGCAAAUCUAUUUGAAGCCUUAUCUAAUACAAUGAAAGAUGCUUAUCCUUUGUUUCGCCGUGCUGCAUCAUUAGCGAGUUUCACGUUAAAACCGAGUAAAUCGACGAAGGAUGCGAUCAUUGACUCAUAUGAAAGACUCCAAGAACCUCUAACUUCAAUUCUUAUCAUUCAGAAGCACGAUAUAAAAGGCCAAUUUGAUCAUAAUUUACGUGGAAAUAUUAAAACUUUUCGAGAAUUUUUUUAUUCGGACUCAAAACGAGUAAUCGUUAAAGAAAUAACCAAGGCUAUGACAAAUAUAAGGAGCUAUUGUGCUACAAAUGUAGAUUGGCCAGAGGAAAUUAUUCUUUUCGAAUAUGCUUUACCAACUUUUGAGAUCGACGACGAAAAUAUUUUAAUUGCGGUCUUUCAUAUUCUUGCAGCUGUGACUCGGCGUCGACUGUUGGCGCUGACUCACGAUAAGGAGAUUUUAAAAAAUGUUCUUGACGAUAUGCUUGAAGCUAUAGAUAGGAAUAUAAGUGUCGAAAGAGAGUCUGUUAGACUGCAAAGUGUGUGCGAUGAAACAGCUGGGUCACUCACGUCAAAUAUUAAUACAUACCUACAAAAUAUAGAUAGAAUAUUUCCACCUCUCGAAGAUGGUUUGCUUAAAAUGAAUAGUAUCUUUGACAAAAAGAAACUGGAAUAUGAAAAGAAAUAUAAUAACUGUGAAAUUGAACUUCGCAAGAAGAGAAAGAUUGGCUUGGCAUGUUAUCACGCUGCUUCUCUAGACUAUGAUUCUGAUAUGAAAUGCCGGUUAUCAGGGAGAAAGUCUGACAUGGAAACGUGCGAUACUAAAUACACUAUACGUGUCAAAUUUAUCAAAGAAAAGAUAUCAGAAACAGUUGAUAAAUCUUUUUUGAUACCGUUUUCUGAUCUGAAUUCUAGAGUAUUGUCGGAAACUUAUAGCAAUGCUAUUUUCAAAGAGUUUGAGCAAUAUCCAGCUUAUUUCUACAAAACAAAAAUGAAUGCAGAUAAAUAUGCAAUAAUGUUUUUUGACGAAUCGAAACAGUAUAUCACCCAGACAACACUAGAAAAUGUUCAAGAUUGCGGUAAAAAAAAGAAUACAUUAGAAAAGAAAGACGCGUAUUAUCCAGACGAAGAAUAUGCUUUUUCUGAAAUUUACUCAAGAACUUUGUGGCGAAGUAAAUCAGACUUCGUUUCAAUCGAAAAGUUAAAGACUUUUAAUGAUUUUUGUGAAUGCGCUGUUUCUUCAACUGAAAUAACUGUAGCUUGCGAUAAAAGUCCAGAUAAAAAGAGAAAAUCUAACCGGUUAUGUAAUCGUAAAGGGUUUCUUGGUAGGGAGUCACUUGUUAUAAAAUGCAAUAUGCUUAAUAGACAAGGAUUAAAUAAAAGGCCGCAAGUACGAGUUUUAGCUGAGGCAAUUUCAUCUUAUAAAACAAAAAUUGAAAUAAUUAACUGUCCUGCUGACUUCUUUAAAUUCCUUCCCGAUUGCCAACUUAAACCGGAAGUUGGUUACUUUUAUGAAGAAAACAGAGCUAAUAAAUUAGAAGCUGAAUUGGUGUUAGUCAAUACCCCAAGCGUUCCUUGCGAACUAAUCGGGGAUAAUGUAAAUUUAACAUUAAUUCUAGAGCCACCUGCUACUGAGAUAGCUCGCUAUUUUUUCAAGCCCGAUGAUCGGCAGGAUUGGCUGAGCUGGAUCAUACAAAUGAAUAUGACUGAUCAUGAUAUACAUUAUUUUCUAAUUUCUAAUAUAAUAAGACCAAAACACUGUAAAUUUUCAGGCCCUAAGAUUCUACUAUCCAACAUUAAUAUACUAUUUCAGCCCUUUGCCUUCAAAGUAAAUAUCGUUUUAAUUGAUAAUAUUCUAAGUUUAUUCAAAAUGGAAGAAUUAAAGAUGUUGGAUACCAUUGUAUUUUCAAUGAAUACUAUUGUGGAAGUUACUAUACGCGAACCUGAGGAUGAGGAAGAGAAGGCUUUAAUGAUAAAUAAAAUAAGACAAUUAAUUGUUAAAAAGAUAUUAGCUGAGGGAUGUGAAAGUUCUCAUGGAGCAGCCCUCUUAAUUCAAUAUUUACCAUAUGCCCUUAACAUAAAAUACGGAAAGAUAGAUUAUUGGCCGGAGGGAGAUAUAUAUGUUUUUAUUGAACACGCUGAUGGAGAAGUUGGAGUUUUAUUUUACGAUUACUGUUGUUACAAGGAAAAAUCAGUAGCAUAUAGUAUGCCUAACGAGGUUAUUCGAGAUGAAAAUGGGAUUAAUCGCAUUGUGAUAAAAAAGGAAGAUCAACUUUGGGAAUUUCCUUUAGAUAAUUGCCCUAAACGCCCGAAAUAUAGAUCGUAUCCGAAUGAGACGUCGCUAAUUAAGCAAUAUGCUGAAAACCUGCUAAAUGAAAUUUAUGGAGUAGGAGUGGCAGAUUAGAAGAAACAUUUAAGUCUAAAAACUGUCCCUGCAAAGAAGACUUAUCCAAGAGAACAAAG